AGCUGAGGAGGAGGAGGGACAGUAACACUUCAGUUUCAGUUGUGCACUAAGUUGUGUAAGUCUGUGUCUUACAGAGCGACAACGUCUUGUACUACUCUGUCAUGUGCGACGGCCUUAUUAAGUACAACAACACUCGGACGCUUAAACUCAACGACCUCAACGACAACAGCCCGGUGUUCACACAGAAACACUACGACGCCACAGUGUCAGAGGCACAACGUGUGGACUCCGAAGUUCUUCGGGUGAAGGCUGUGGACGGAGACAGCUCCUCAGCAAACAACAUUGUGACAUAUUCCAUUGUGCCGGCUUCAGAAGACUUCACGGUGAACAGCGUAGGGGCUUUUAUUUUGAAGAGACGCUUGAACUACAAUAUAGUCCAGCAGUACAACUUCACUGUGACAGCUCAGGCAAGUCAAUGUAAAGACUCAGAACACCAUCAGUGUGUGGUGUGAAUCCUCAGGUAACCUGCA
Molecule: messenger RNA, 470 nt
Organism: Monopterus albus (swamp eel)
Lineage: Eukaryota; Metazoa; Chordata; Actinopteri; Synbranchiformes; Synbranchidae
Product: calsyntenin-1-like
Exons: 4
Coding region: 102-452 (116 amino acids)
Biological process (GO): homophilic cell-cell adhesion
Cellular component (GO): plasma membrane
Molecular function (GO): calcium ion binding
Source: RefSeq, a predicted model, not a curated record